CAUUUAGAAGCAGGCAUUCUCUAUAAACCUGAAGCCCCAUGGCUAAAACCUGUAUCUCAAACUGUAUCAAUGACACAAGGUUCCCCCUCCCAGUGAGGCCAACCUACGUGAACCUCUAUAAGUGGCCGGAAUCCGAUGCCGAGUUCGUACGGUCACUGAGCUCCGACCGGCGCAGCAAUGGCGGCCGUCCACACCCCACGGUCGUUGAUAGCAUCUCGUGCAGGCAAAUAUACCUGAGGAGCUACACGUUUCACAGGAGCAAUCAGGCCGAGACUGAGAAAACAAAAUGUUUUGGCAGAUCAGUUGAUAAGAAGGAUAUGAGCCGUAGAAGGAAAAACAAAUCCAAAAGUGUUGCCAAGAAGAAGUGUGGGGCUCUAACAAGGGCCAAAGAGGUGUAUUGUGCCGCCCUCUUGGCCAUGUUCCGGAGGCUGUUGGCCUGCACUUCCAAGGUUGAUGUGGCUGAUCAUCAUGGACAUUGAACAUAUCAU
Hibiscus syriacus is the source of this 488-nucleotide messenger RNA. RefSeq lists its product as uncharacterized. NCBI's taxonomy places the organism in Eukaryota, Viridiplantae, Streptophyta, Magnoliopsida, Malvales, Malvaceae. Bases 39 to 479 code for a protein of 146 amino acids. The transcript has a single exon. The record is from RefSeq and is a predicted model, not a curated record.